UAUCAAUGUGAUUAAAGUAAUUACACACACACACACACACAGACACACACACACACACACACACAUUUUCUUAAACAUAUAUCUGCAUAUCAAUAUAUAAAUGAAUAUAUUCAUAUAUCUGAUAUUAUUUUUUUAUAUAUAAUAGACGAACAAAGGCAUCUACAUUAAAGAGAUUAAAACAAAUUUAAAUUUUAAAAUUCAUUCAGUUUGUUCCAUUUUAAAUUAGCACCUGUUUCAGUGUUUCAAUAUUUCAAAAGGUUUUCAGGCUGAAGCUAAUACUUUUGUUAACAGAACGUUCUCUACUUAAAUUGAUAGGGAGAGAACUCGACAUGGAGGAAGACCAAGAAAGUUUUAUUUUACGGUCCAUCGAAACAGCUGCUGUCGCUACCACGAGCGCUUCUGCGUCCCCUACAAAUACCAUCGCAGUUGCAACUACCACUACUACUGAAACGGCUGCCACUUCUGUUGAAACAAUCGCAGUUUCCGCCAGUAGUUCUGUGAAGCCACCAACAAGCUUCCCAAUUGAUGUCACUACCAUAGCUGCCACGGCCCCGACGUCUACCGCAACUACUGAAUUCAUUAAGAACAUGAAGAGAAGCAGUGGAAAUGCGGAGGGCGAUCGUAAGGAGACGAGCACAUACUACAAAGAACUCUCCCCAGACGACCAGAUCUCAACCAACCCUCAGAGGUUUACGAAAUUUCAAUCUCAGCAAUUACUACCCAGAGAUCAAUCUGAAUUAGGCGAGACAUCACAAGGUAGAGGUCACCUUGAUUUGAGUGAAUCUUCCCUACUUAGUGGUCCAUUACAUUUAGGCAGGAAUGCGCUGUGUAAAAUACAGUUAGAUCCGGGCAGAAGGAUCUAUCCGAGAAGCCAUCAUGAUUUGAGUGGCAGGACGCAGCAGAGGAACCAGCCCGACAUGGGUGAGUCGUCACAGCGAAUGAGUCAAUACAGUGAAAGAUCGUUUGGUGCGUCACGGGAUGUAUCUGGGACAGCUAGCACGUCUGGAUAUGGAAUGAGACCUGGCACGUCCGGCCACAGAAUGGGAACUAGAUCUCAAAAUGAUGUGCCCGGAAGUUCUUCCUCGGCUAUACUAAGUGACAACGAAUGCAGCCGGAUGCUGGUAGAUGAGGAUGCCCUAGCGGCAUCAGAAGAGAUCAAUCGAUAUUACAACAUUCCUCAACUGCCAAAUGAGCCAGAAUCUGAAACGAUGUUCAGACGUGAGAGGACUGAAUGUUGUCGCUGCUCGUGCUCCUGUAGACGCUGCGUCAGACUGCUGAAUAAGAAAGAUAUCGCUAUUAUUGUCCUCUCUGUCAUUCUGACGAUUUUCAUCGUCAUCCUACUUACGGUUGUAUUUCGG
Messenger RNA from Helobdella robusta, 1358 nucleotides. RefSeq lists its product as hypothetical. The annotation marks the transcript as partial. Lineage: Eukaryota; Metazoa; Annelida; Clitellata; Rhynchobdellida; Glossiphoniidae. The record is from RefSeq and is a predicted model, not a curated record. The transcript is spliced from 4 exons.